Molecule: messenger RNA, 504 nt
Organism: Klebsormidium nitens
Lineage: Eukaryota; Viridiplantae; Streptophyta; Klebsormidiophyceae; Klebsormidiales; Klebsormidiaceae
Source: the annotation of a GenBank genome assembly
AUGGUCGCACGCAUCAGCUGCAUGGGGAUGGAGCGGAAGCUUGCAGUGAAGCUGAGGAGUGUCGCCGUGGUACUGGUGACUUACUUGGCUGUUUGCAGCGCUCGAACACUCCCCUCAAUCCCGGAAGCUGACGGAACUCCCCUUGGGAUGCGGCGAUCGUUGAUGCAAGAUACCAGCGCAUGCUUGGUGCAGUGCACACCUCCCCCCUCCCCAGAAGGGAUCCCUGGGGAGCCGUACUGCUGCCCUUUUGGGUCCCAGUGCCUGGGCGACGGGAGCGCCGGCGUGUGCGAGGCGAUUGGCGGGGGUGGAGACCCAAUCCCUGCCCUCAUCCUGGCAGAGCCUGGCGUCAGUCCGUAUGCAACCGGAGAUCCUGACAGUGGACCGAAUCCGUGCAACUUCAACGGGAACACUUGGUAUUGCCCGGAGACCCUGAACUGCGGGCGAGCGUAUCUCGACUGCCUGCCCUCCGAAAGCUUUUUCAGACUGGCGAACGAGGGCUACUAG